This is a messenger RNA of Melanaphis sacchari, 2130 nucleotides long. Its product is annotated as LIM/homeobox protein Lhx9. The coding region runs from base 634 to 1704 and encodes 356 amino acids. Gene Ontology annotation, molecular function: RNA polymerase II transcription regulatory region sequence-specific DNA binding; DNA-binding transcription factor activity, RNA polymerase II-specific. NCBI's taxonomy places the organism in Eukaryota, Metazoa, Arthropoda, Insecta, Hemiptera, Aphididae. Gene Ontology annotation, cellular component: nucleus. Gene Ontology annotation, biological process: neuron differentiation; regulation of transcription by RNA polymerase II. The record is from RefSeq and is a predicted model, not a curated record. The transcript has 5 exons.
UCGCGACCGCGCCGUCGCGGCCUGCGCCUCUGGGGCGACGCCGCCGCCGGGUUUCCGUCCGCUUCAUACCCGUAUUAAACGGCGUACGCGCGCGAGCGUCAUCUGAUGAUUCGCGUUUUUCUCAGUGAACCGCCACCGCCGCCGCCGCCGCCGAUAUAUCCUCGUGGUGUGGGUGCCGCCGCCAACUUCGGUAUUCGCUUUUUCUGCUUCGCUGCAGUGACGGUCUCCGAAGCCGCCUCGGCAAUCGUUCUCUCCGCCGGCCGUCGCGCGUAUGCCUUAAAAUAUUACAGCGACAGUAAAUAUCUAAUGAUAUUACCGUAAUCGCAGUAUUGCAUUCGCGGGCCGUCCGUGUGUGUGUUGGCCGACCACGAAAUCGGUUACACACUAUUAUUACGCUCCGAAGUCGACGUCCGCGAUAGUCGUCUUCGACGUCGUUGUCGCAGCCGCGGCCGCCGCCGCCGCCACCUCAGCAGCCGUCGCGUCGUCGGUACAGUGCGAAUCGCGCGCGCGCACAGUCCGUUGUCGUAGGUGGAUGAGCGCGCACGGACGGCGCGUACUAUCGCCGCCGCCGCCGCUGCCGCCGCCGUAUUGACAAACACACAAGGAUAAUGUGGUCAUGUUCUGUAAGUUGAUAUGCUGAAGGAUAUUCACAGUCCAGGAUUGGCAGCCGAUCCAGAGGACGGCAGCAACGGAGCUUGUUGCGCCGGUUGCGGUAGAUCCAUAGACGAUCGUUUCUACCUGUCUGCAGUGGACAUGUGUUGGCACAUUGGGUGUUUACAAUGUGCCGAAUGUAAACUACCACUAGACACAGAACUAACGUGUUACUCGAGACACGGCAACAUCUAUUGCAAACAAGAUUAUUACAGAUUGUUCUCGAUAAAACGCUGCGCUCGGUGUCAGGGUGGUAUCGGCGCUUGCGACCUAGUGAUGAGAGCCAAAGAUCUCGUGUACCACGUGGAAUGUUUCGCGUGUUACGCAUGCGGUGCGAUCCUGUGCAAAGGUGACUAUUAUGGAGUACGGGACGGUGCCGUUUUCUGCAGGCCUGACUAUGAGCGUCUCAAGCACAGGGACAUGUCGUGUGAUCUGGAGCCGAUGUGCAGCCCGCCCAGGGCGGCAGGCCAUCACUGGCCAUCGGUACACAAGGGCAGACCUCGGAAGAAGAGAAACGUCCAAAUGUUGUCGUCACCUAUGGCAACGACCGAUUGCAACGAGCUUACCGAACUCAAUGUGCUCAGUAUACCGCAGUCGACAUUGGAAGUCAUGCAAGCCACGGACUUAUCUUCUUCGAUGGAAUCAUUAACUUACGAAACAUCCAGCUUAUCGUCGCCCACAAACUCUUCGACGAUGGGCACUACCGGUGGUAUGUCACAACAGCAACAUCAGCAAACACGAACGAAACGCAUGCGAACGUCAUUCAAACACCACCAGCUGCGUACAAUGAAGUCGUACUUCAACAUCAACCAAAACCCAGACGCCAAAGACUUGAAACAGCUGGCUCAAAAGACUGGACUGUCCAAACGAGUGUUACAGGUUUGGUUUCAAAACGCUAGAGCAAAAUGGAGAAGAAACAUUAUGAGGCAAGAGAACAACCAAAUGGUAACCAAUUCCAUGUUGAAUCAAAAUCAAACUACGCCGUCCGACCCCGACCUCAUCAGGGGACACACCCAGACCUCGCAGGGUUUGAACUUUGUAGAUCUCUUUUAAUUUCACACGUAAGUCGUAGUUCUAUUUGUUAAAGCAUCACCAUCAUCAUCACAGUGUUCUGUAUCAUCUUCGACCAGUCCAAGCACGCGUUAGGCGUAUCUGAAGUUAAAUAUAAUCGUGUCCAACAUCAAAACAUUUGACCCUUCCUUAAGGGUAUCGUUUUUUUUUUUUUUAAAUCUAAUAAAUAAAAUUCUGAUAAUGAUACAUAACUAUCCUAUUAUGAACGGGUGCGUGGUGUUACAAUAAUUGAUCGUAUCAAUUUGGGUAUAUAUACAAAUGAUAAAUCAAUACAAUAUUAAAUUAUAUUACAAUAUUCUUACAAAAUAAUUUGUGUACGCAUUGUAUGUAGUAAUACGUUACUAUGGCCAACUGGAAAUUAUAAUUAAUAUAUAAUAUUAUGUUUAAGUGAUUAUAAGUUUCAGAAAG